ACAGCUGAGUUCGCCAUUGUUCAUCAUUAAUCGUCUACAAGUCGAAGUGAACAGUUCAAGAAGAAAAAAGUGCUCAAGCCAAAACUUUCUAUCAACGCUAUAAUUUAUUUUGCUGAAGAAAUCCAUUGAAAAUAUUCAACAUGCAAAUUUUCGUCAAAACAUUGACUGGUAAAACCAUUACCUUGGAAGUCGAACCAUCCGAUACCAUUGAAAACGUAAAGGCCAAGAUCCAAGACAAGGAGGGAAUCCCACCAGACCAACAACGUUUAAUUUUCGCUGGCAAGCAGCUCGAAGAUGGUCGUACAUUGAGUGACUACAACAUCCAGAAAGAGAGUACUUUGCAUUUGGUCUUGCGUCUCCGUGGUGGUAUGCAAAUUUUCGUCAAAACAUUGACUGGUAAGACCAUCACUUUGGAAGUUGAACCAUCCGACACCAUCGAAAAUGUUAAAGCCAAAAUCCAGGAUAAAGAAGGUAUCCCACCAGAUCAACAACGUUUAAUUUUCGCCGGCAAGCAGCUCGAAGACGGUCGCACAUUGAGCGACUACAACAUCCAAAAAGAGAGUACUUUGCAUUUGGUCUUGCGUCUCCGUGGUGGAAUGCAAAUUUUCGUCAAGACUUUGACUGGAAAAACCAUUACUUUGGAAGUCGAACCAUCCGACACCAUUGAAAAUGUCAAGGCCAAGAUCCAAGACAAGGAGGGAAUCCCACCGGACCAACAACGUUUAAUUUUCGCCGGUAAACAACUCGAGGAUGGUCGUACAUUGAGCGACUACAAUAUUCAAAAAGAAAGUACUUUGCAUUUGGUCUUGCGUCUCCGUGGUGGUAUGCAAAUUUUUGUCAAAACAUUGACUGGUAAAACCAUCACUUUGGAAGUCGAACCAUCCGACACCAUCGAAAACGUUAAGGCCAAGAUCCAAGACAAGGAGGGAAUUCCACCAGACCAACAGCGUUUGAUUUUCGCUGGUAAACAGCUCGAAGACGGUCGCACAUUGAGCGACUACAACAUCCAAAAAGAGAGUACUCUACAUUUGGUCUUGCGUCUCCGUGGUGGUAUGCAAAUUUUCGUCAAGACUUUGACUGGAAAAACCAUCACUUUGGAAGUCGAACCAUCGGACACCAUUGAAAAUGUAAAGGCCAAGAUCCAAGACAAGGAGGGAAUUCCACCAGACCAACAGCGUUUGAUUUUCGCGGGUAAACAGCUCGAAGACGGUCGCACAUUGAGCGACUACAACAUCCAAAAAGAGAGUACUUUGCAUUUGGUCUUGCGUCUCCGUGGUGGUAUGCAAAUUUUCGUCAAAACAUUGACUGGUAAAACCAUCACUUUGGAAGUUGAACCAUCGGACACCAUCGAAAAUGUCAAGGCCAAAAUCCAGGACAAAGAAGGUAUCCCACCAGAUCAACAACGUUUGAUUUUCGCGGGUAAACAGCUCGAAGACGGUCGCACAUUGAGCGACUACAACAUCCAAAAAGAGAGUACUCUACAUUUGGUCUUGCGUCUACGUGGUGGAGGAAAACCUUCUCGAAAAGGCACCCGAUCUGGUAAAAAAGAUGCAUUGCCUGUAUCUUGUGGUUCAUCUGGGGGUACUUCAUCUCAAUGUUCAUCUGGUUCUGGUGGUUCAAUAGAUAACAUUCCUGCACAAGCGGUUGAUCCCUCUAGUGAGAACGAAGAAACAAAAUAUAUCGAUAAAACGGUUGAAGGCUUCGACGAUAAUUGCAAAAAUAAAAUAAUAAGGGGUUUUGCUAAAAUUAUGUUUGACGUUGGUGCGACUCCGAAAACUGAACUCGAUAGGGCCUUUGCGGCCAGUGAGGCACGUAUGAAAGAAUUUACGAAUAACAGAAACGCUGCUCUGUUAGAAAAAAUUACGGAAUUGGUGGGACCUUCUGUCAACAAAGCUAAAAAUGAUUUGGCCCUAUUUACCGAAAUUCAAGCACUCGUAAACCUAUCGGAAGUCCACACGAGCCAAGUCCAACAAAAUAACGACAAUUCGCCGUCAACUUAAUGUCGUACAUUGAACGACUACAACAUCCAAAAGAAAGUACUUUGAAUUUGGUCUUUCAUCUCCGCGGAUGAAACAUUCAGUUUAAUAAAUUUCUCGAGCAAAAAAUAAUUAAAGUGCUUCGCAAACACUAUAUUCGUGUCAAAAAACAUUGUAAUUGAUUAUUCUGAUUGUUACCAAAUUCAAAAAAUGUGCUGCAAAUUAAAAAUUCCAAGAGAAAAAAA
Messenger RNA from Contarinia nasturtii (swede midge), 2221 nucleotides. Its product is annotated as polyubiquitin. Gene Ontology annotation, biological process: modification-dependent protein catabolic process; protein ubiquitination. The transcript has 4 exons. The record is from RefSeq and is a predicted model, not a curated record. The coding region runs from base 141 to 2000 and encodes 619 amino acids. Gene Ontology annotation, molecular function: ubiquitin protein ligase binding; protein tag activity. NCBI's taxonomy places the organism in Eukaryota, Metazoa, Arthropoda, Insecta, Diptera, Cecidomyiidae. Gene Ontology annotation, cellular component: cytoplasm; nucleus.